AUGCUCGCCCUCGAGCAUUCUCGUCGUCAACAAUUUGACCCAGCAUACGACUUUGAGCAAAGCAUCCAAGCUCCCUUCCCCGGCUUGACCAUGGACACCUACGACUCGACUGAGCCCAUGAUCAACUUCCACCCUCUCCCAUACUCGUUCUUCGACAACCCGUCCAUGUUUGCGACAGCUCCCAUGCAGUCGCUCAAGCAAGAGAUGCCGCCUUUCCAGGAACUACCGCCGGCUCUGAUUUCGUCGGGUUCCGCACCGUCGAUCGCCAGCGCUUCAUCCUCUACUGUCGGUUCUCCAUACUCGGGCCCCUCCCACACAGUCUCAAGUCAAGAUGGCUUUGAUCGAUCCUUUGGUCUGGGUGUCAUGCCAGCUAUCGUCAAUCACGAGGCCUUUUCGCAAGAUAUCCUGGGAACUUCCAUGGAAGCUGAGCUGUCAUUGGGGAGCCAUGAGAAGCUCCCCGACAGUUUUGUGGAUCCAUCCUUGAUUCACGCUUCCAGACCGUAUGGCGACACAGUGUUCGCCGAACACGGAGUUUUCGCACCAAGCUUGCACUCUUUCACCACCACCUCUCCUUCCGGCUCACCAGCUCCAUCACCUCAGCCAUACAACGUUUAUCCUCCAGCCCAAUUUUCCGAACCCCUCACCAACACCAACUACUAUCAACAACCGCAUUACAUGAGCCGGCGGCCUUCUCUAGCUUCUUAUGUAUCCGGAGUUUCACACCCAAGCCCCACGUCAGAAAUCGAUGAUGACGGGCGGGACAAGGGCCGAUGCCCACAUCCUGAGUGCGGCAAGGUCUUCAAAGACCUGAAGGCUCAUAUGUUGACCCACCAAGCCGAACGGCCAGAGAAGUGCCCGAUCCUGACCUGCGAAUACAACCAGAAAGGAUUCGCUCGCAAAUACGACAAGAAUCGACACACCUUGACCCAUUAUAAAGGGACCAUGGUGUGUGGAUUCUGCCCUGGAUCUGGCUCCCCGGCCGAAAAGAGCUUCAACCGAGCCGAUGUCUUCAAGCGCCACCUGACAUCUGUCCAUGGCGUCGAGCAGACACCUCCCAACAGCCGAAAGCGCAGCCCAUCCGCAAACAACCGAAAACUCUCCAGUUACUGCCAGGAUGCUACAGGCAAAUGCUCUACAUGCUCAGCUACCUUCAACAAUGCUCAAGACUUUUAUGAGCAUCUUGACGAUUGCGUGCUGCGCGUUGUGCAACAAGAGGAGCCUUCCGAGGCGGUCAAUGUCCAGCAUCUCUCGCAGAUCAGCGUCGACAAAGAGGUUCAAGAAACCCUGGACCGUCACAUGAUCAAGACGGAGGAUGCUCCAACCAGCUUCGAUGAUGAAGACGAUGAGGACGAGGAAGAUGACGAUGAAGAUGACGAGGAUGAUGAUCCGUCCUUUAACAGUCGAUCUGGCAAAGGCGCACUCAAAUCCAACAAAGCCUCUGCCUCGUCGCGAGCAAUCAUCGGCGGCGGUAUUUCCAAACCUGGCAAGUCUUCAAAGAAAGGCAUGACCUGGUCCAAAGGCGGAGUGGCUCUUGUCGGCAAGGGCCGCAAGAAGCGAAGGCACUAUCCCCCGUCAUGGGGCAUGGCCGCCGAGAAGAUGCGCAUGAAGAAGCGCGUGCUUUGUGUCUACGACGGUCAGCGACGCCUGUGGAAAGAUGACAUGAUGCUUCACAACGAAUUCGAGGUUCGGAUGACUCUGCCCGACGGUAAGAGCUAUGUUACCGACCUCGAUGUCGAGACUCUCAAGCGAGCUGAGGCCUUCCACAACGCCACAGCUGAAGAGAGGGGCCCCUGGAUUCCGACCACAGAGGAUGAGAGUCAAGGUUUUGACCUCAAUGCUCUCAUGGCCUAA
Messenger RNA from Fonsecaea erecta, 1851 nucleotides. RefSeq lists its product as hypothetical. The transcript has 2 exons. NCBI's taxonomy places the organism in Eukaryota, Fungi, Ascomycota, Eurotiomycetes, Chaetothyriales, Herpotrichiellaceae. Gene Ontology annotation, cellular component: nucleus. The record is from RefSeq and is a predicted model, not a curated record. Gene Ontology annotation, biological process: regulation of transcription by RNA polymerase II. Bases 1 to 1851 code for a protein of 616 amino acids.